AUGAUGAGAUUGAAGAUUGCCCUUACUUCCCUGGUGGCCUUGACAUUGCCCUGGUUUUGUCUUGGCAGUUGGAAUACCUCAGUUCCGUCGGCUGCUGAUCUGGCUGCCUCACUGACGACAGUGCCUGAGUGUGCACUUAACUGCCUCGCCCAGUCUGUUACAAAGGCACAAUGUAGCCUCCAAGAUCCGCAGUGUAUCUGCGUCGACAAAUAUGUUGCAAUUGAAACCACGGGCACACCUUGCAUCUUGAAGGCUUGCAACCUGACGGAUGCGUUGUUUAUGAAGAAUGUCACCGAAAGCGUAUGCAAUAGACCUAUUCGGGACAAAAGUGGACGAUAUGAUGCUAUGAACAUCACCAUGGGUGUCGUCACGGCUCUCCUCGUUGUGAUUCGACUCGGAUUUAAGAAGUUUUUCAGCUACCAACGAGAACUUCGCGCCGAUGACUGGGUCAUUUUGGGAACAGUUGUUCUCGGAAUACCGUGUACCAUCAUCAACAAAGUCGGCCUCACCGCAAAUGGCCUGGGCAAGGAUGUUUGGACUCUGCCACCGGACGAACUGACCAGAUUUGUCAUGUAUUUCUACGUCAUGGAAAUCUUAUACUUGGCGGAAAUGUCCAUCAUCAAGCUCAGCUUAUCACUCUUCUAUCUGUACAUCUUCCCUGGUACAACGAUCCGCCGGCUGCUGUUGGCCACGGCCGUUUUCAACGUCAUCUUCGGCUUUACCUUUGUCACGACGGGCAUUUUCCAGUGUACGCCAGUGAGUCGGUACUGGACCCAGUACAUUGAUAGCACCUCGACCGGCCGGUGUAUCAACAUUAACUUGUUUGCGUGGAUCCAUGCUGCCCUCAAUAUCGCGAUUGAUGUGUGGAUGAUUGCUCUUCCUCUGAGCCAGAUCAAACGGCUGGAGCUUCACUGGAAGAAGAAGAUUGGCGUCACCUUUAUGUUCUUGAUUGGAACCUUUGUCACGGUCGUCUCCAUCUUGAGAUUACAGUCCCUCAUCAACUUCGCAAAUUCCACCAACCCAACAUGGGACAACUUGAUCGUAGGCUGGUGGUCAACCAUUGAAGUCAAUGUCGGCAUGAUUUGCACAUGUCUACCAACCGUGCGACUCAUCCUUGUGCGUGCGGCUCCUCAAUUCUUCAGCACCAACGUGUCCAGCAACAAGUCUCAACCGACACGUAAUGGCAACCGCAGCCGGUAUAGCAGGAACUGCGAAAUUAUGGGUCACAAGCAGAUUGAGCUGGCGAGCAUCGAGGCCAACAUGAUUGACGUAGGAGAAAAGGCAAACAAGGGAAAGGGAUUCUUUGGCGCUUGA
Pochonia chlamydosporia 170 is the source of this 1314-nucleotide messenger RNA. RefSeq names its product extracellular membrane protein, 8-cysteine region, CFEM. The transcript is spliced from 4 exons. The record is from RefSeq and is a predicted model, not a curated record. Lineage: Eukaryota; Fungi; Ascomycota; Sordariomycetes; Hypocreales; Clavicipitaceae. The coding region runs from base 1 to 1314 and encodes 437 amino acids.